This is a messenger RNA of Leptomonas pyrrhocoris, 3346 nucleotides long. RefSeq lists its product as hypothetical. The record is from RefSeq and is a predicted model, not a curated record. The coding region runs from base 368 to 3346 and encodes 992 amino acids. NCBI's taxonomy places the organism in Eukaryota, Euglenozoa, Kinetoplastea, Trypanosomatida, Trypanosomatidae. The transcript has a single exon.
AGCACCACAUUCCCAUGCGGCAACUCUCACCGGCACACAUCUCACGUAUAACCGCUAAACGAAAGUAUCGUACAUCAACAACUUCCUUCGACUGGCACCUCGUCAAAUAAUAACAAAAAUGCUUGAUCGACGGCGUCUUCACGUAUCACGGCUCUAACGACGCGAACCGACGUUCCAGCAUUGCGCUUUCGACCCAUAUUGUGUAGGAACCCUCACGUGGUUGACAACGCCCGUUGCGGCAACAGCAGCGUGGAAAACCACCCACAACACAUCAACCACCACUUUCGCAGGCACGAAUCAACACAGCAGCCACAGCUCCACCUUUUGCGCUCUCUUCUCUCUCUUCUUUUUUCCUUUUGCGUUGAGUAUGUUCUCCAAGUACCGACACGGUGGAAGUCGGGACGCUUAUUAUGUGUCACCGAUACGCGACGCCGCAUCCUCGACCCGCGCACCUGCGCAGCAGCUGCUGUCUUCUUCUCUGUCUCGGCAACAGCAGCAGCACGCAUCCUUGUACGAUCCGGCGGAGAACAACCGCACCCCGGCACUCAGUCCUAUUCCGCGUACCCCCGUGCGCUACUCUUCAGCAGACGUGACCGGACAUGCUGAUCUGCGCUACCCUGCGAGGCCGGUGGAGACCGCUCCGUCGAAUGCCGCUACACCAGCAGCUGGUGCAAUAGGAGCAGCAGCCCCUUCGUCAUCCAUUGCGAGAACGCCACUCCCUCAACACCCGAGUGUCCAAUACGCACCGUCGCCAGACGCUGCGGCGAGGUACGCGCCAUCCCCCUCCGCAGAGGAGCAGCUGCAACGGAUAGAGAAGGAAAGGUACCGGUUUAGCAGUGGCCGAAAUAGCGUACCAUUUGCAAGCAAUCCGGGCAGCCUGUCGGUGUCUCCGGCGUGUUGGUUGUGCGAGGGCCGUUGUCUUACCGGUCCGGGCUCCACCUGGCCGCAGGCCCCACCUCUCUUUUUCACCGCGACGAAUCACACCUUACCCGUCAGCACCUUGACGUUGUGUGCCACGUGCGCGGCGGCCGUGAGCAUGGACAUGCAGGCCACCUCCCGUGAAGUUCUGCAGCGGUGUCAACGCACGCCCGCUACGCGCUACCGCACCUCCGCCUACGUCAACGCGGUGCGGGAGUACAAGCUCUUGUUGGAGCUGAUGGCAGAGAAGGUGGUGCGUGCGUGCGAGCGAAUGCGGUGUAUUCACGGUGUGCUGCCCUCGACGUCGUCACCGCACGACGCGGGAGAUGCCUGCGUGGAUGCUGCGGUGGAGGUAGCGGACGCCCCGCUCGCGUCUUUCAGCCUGCCGCUUCGACAGAAGGUGUUGCGACAGCUGUUGGAGGCGCUGGAGGAGUUGCUCCAGCGCGAUGGCCGCGCUGCACAGCUUGCCGCCACUACAGCGAAUCGCCAAAAAACUGCCGCAGUGUCGCGUCAAGUACCGCUUCAGCAGCAGCAGCAGCACGACGAGCAAGAAGGGCUGCCUUACUCGGAAAUCAUGGCACCCCGCGAGCGGCAUGUGCUGUUAGAAGAACUGGCGCACCUGGAACGGCAGCUCAUGCCUGUCUCGUCAGCCAUCACGGCAGGGCAGGAGCAGCAGCAUCAGAUGAUGUCAGCCGAAGGCCGCACCCGGGCGUCGCCGUACAGAGUUUCUCCGGCGUCGCAUCGCGCAUUGGCGUUACCGUCACAGCGGGAACGAAGCGCAGGGAACGUGGAGAGCAAGAGAAGAGCAGCGGGAGAUCCGCGGAACUAUAACGCACACGUCGUGCCGUCACCCAGACCUUCGCCGGAGCACGGUCGCGGCACUUCCCAGCCGUUGGCGGCAGCAACGUCGGACCCGCUCUCCGUACUGGCGGACCCUCGGCGAGUCCAGCACCGCCGACGUGCUUCCACGACGGCGCAGGACGGCGGCGACAUGAGGGACGAGGAUGGGGACAGCCGGCAAAGGGGUCCGCAGAAUCGUUCACCGCCUGCGCUGACCUCCCCGCAGCGCCGUCGACGCGGCAGCGGCAGCGGCAGCGAGGCAGGUCCUCCCGUCACGGAUCGCCGCGGGCCGAAGUCGGCUUCGGGGACUGCGCCGUUUCCCUUCGCGCCUGCGCCGCACCGCGACCCCAGCCACAGUCGUAGCCCCGCUCCGGACGACGCUGAGGGUGAUGCUGUGGGUGUAAGGGAAACGUCACGCAACAGAAACAGGGAUGCGCGUUCAAACGGAAAGAAGGUGGGGGAAAUACCUUCACGCGGGCAGCGGGGGCAACCGCAGCAGCGCCAGCGUUUCCAUCCCGCGUUGUCUUCCCAGGGCCGCCGUACCAUGGAGGCGCUGGUGGGCUCCGCGAUGUGGGCGAUGUACCGGCAUUCCCCUCCCAGUCCGGAGGUGGAGAAUCGACGCAGCGGAGGAGAGGGGGAGGGCGACGAGGAGAGCGAGGUGGACGCCACACGCGCCGCUGCCGCCGACGCUGAUGCCGAUGCGCCAGACGCUGCCCUCAGCCGCAACGACCCGGAUAAUAUUUUGUUGAACUACUUCGCUGGCCGAUCGGACGUCACACCGACGUUCCGCUUGUCGCCUCCACGGACGCCCUCCUCGUUCCGGCGCAGUGCACUGCGACGACGCCCAGAUGCGAUGGUGGCAGCUGCCGCACCCGCCGAAGGGCGCUUAAUCGACCUGAACGACGGCCACGACAGUAGUGAUCACGGUGGCGAUCUCGUGGCUGUUGGGCUGCAGGCGCAACUCGACAAGGAGCGCCGUAGACGGCGUGCGGCGGAGGAGGCGUUGCUGGAGGCACACGUGCGAGUUGCCGCGCUGGAGCAGACGACGAACGACAUGGCGGAGGAGCUGCUGGCCCACCGCCUGUCGGUGACCUUCCGCAGCCAUCUGGAAGGGAUGGAACUGCUGGUGAGUCGGUGGACCCUCCUGGCGCAGAACUACUGCUUGCAGAAGAGUCUGCUCUUCGCGGAGGAAGCGGCGGCGCUCGUGCGGGCGGCGCAGCGAGACGCGUUCGGUGUCACGUCGUUUCUACGGAAGAAGAAUCCCCCGCCAGCAACACCACCCAAUGGCGGGAAUUCUACCGCGAACGGCAAAAAGUCCGCUGCAAAUGCAACGGGGGAAGAGACGGCAGGCGAGGAGGCAGAUGAUGAGUUGUGGGUGUCGCGCGAGGAGGAAGACGGACACGCUGGCGCUGGCGGCGGCGGCUAUGCCGCAUCCAGGAAAGUGCCCCCAAGGGACACCUCGGCUCCCAACUCCGUUCCGCGGAGGUCGGCGUCGCACACGGUGCUUCCGCGUGAGAACGCGACCGGCGCCGCUCCGUUCACCUUCCCGUCUGAUGUUCGUUUGAAACCACUGACACUUCAUCUUUAG